This is a messenger RNA of Dibothriocephalus latus, 1047 nucleotides long. The record is from the annotation of a GenBank genome assembly. NCBI's taxonomy places the organism in Eukaryota, Metazoa, Platyhelminthes, Cestoda, Diphyllobothriidea, Diphyllobothriidae.
AUGUCACAGCGCCGCAGGGAUGCCUAUAACCUCCUAUCUGUCGCACCUAUCUACGACUUAACCAGUGUUCUUCUGCGUUGCCUGGCCUCUUCCACUUCUCGCCACCCCUCUGGUGGUCUUAUUCCACCCGAGGCCACUGACCUCUUCGUCCAGACCACGCAACUGCAGUACCGUCUUGUUGAUCGACGUCCCGUGUACAAGCUGCGUCAAUACGAGGACUGGGUCCACCUCCUCUGUCAUGGGAGGCAGCUACUGGCCUACCGGAUUAUAGUCCAGUUUCUUCUGCCCGCGCCUGAACGCCAACUCUUGCUGAAAGUGCUCUCUCUUCUGCACCGGAUAGCAGCGAAUGGCGAGAAGAGUAAGAUGUACGCAGAAUCUUUGGCCCGUUGCUUGGCACUGGCCGUUUUUGGUUCACCGCAGACAACGCUCAAGUGGAGUCAGGCGGAGAAUGCCAGCACCCAGAUGAGCUGGUACAUUGACACGCUGGUAAAUUUGAUUGAACUCUACGAGGAGUUGGAGACACUGCCAGCACUGGUCUAUCAGGACGUUCGGACCAACCUGCGUUCCAAGUUGGGUCAUUCGCCACUUCGCCCAGUAAGCGGACAUAAUCACAGAGUGGACGACGCCGCAUUGAAGAGAAGUUGGGCCACCUGCAAACUCUCCUGUGAUCUUGCAGAUAAAGACAAGAAGGGGGUGUCCCAGCGCGUCGAAUCUGCAAUACCGCUUGACGACCAACAGCUGAGAACGAAAGACAACCGGUCGUUCCUUCUGACACACCUUUGCGGCUGGUCAAAGUCAUCCGAGGGUGAAAUGCUUCGGUUUCCACUGCCCAUCGGUUCGGAAAACGAUGCAACUGAGGCAGUGGCGCAGAAAUCGGAGCAAACGGCUCCGAGUAGUCGAGACGGCGUUCGCAAGAUCACCAGCCCCUUUAUAGUGUGGAAAAAGAAGCGCAACGCCUCAAAAGUUAAGCCUCUCGUCGAGGGAACCUUGACGAAAAAGGAGUCGGUGGCUCGACGAGCAAGAGCCGUGCUCACAGACCCCUUGUGA